This is a messenger RNA of Carassius gibelio (silver crucian carp), 5022 nucleotides long. RefSeq names its product gamma-aminobutyric acid receptor subunit alpha-1. The transcript is spliced from 10 exons. NCBI's taxonomy places the organism in Eukaryota, Metazoa, Chordata, Actinopteri, Cypriniformes, Cyprinidae. Gene Ontology annotation, molecular function: inhibitory extracellular ligand-gated monoatomic ion channel activity; benzodiazepine receptor activity; transmitter-gated monoatomic ion channel activity involved in regulation of postsynaptic membrane potential. Bases 487 to 1863 code for a protein of 458 amino acids. The record is from RefSeq and is a predicted model, not a curated record. Gene Ontology annotation, biological process: regulation of postsynaptic membrane potential; monoatomic ion transmembrane transport; signal transduction. Gene Ontology annotation, cellular component: neuron projection; dendrite membrane; synapse.
ACUAAAAGUCGCCUAUUUGUAUUGAGGCUGUUGCUCGCAUUGCAUCAGGUUAAAGUGGAACGACUAGGUUACUCGUCGUCAUCUCUUGUUAAGCAUGCACACGGACGCAUAAACGUCAAGACGCUGUGGAGUUUGUAUGAAAGCUGUCCUAAUGUUUCAGAUCGCCCCAGCAUCGCUCUCUAACACCCAGCAGGCGGAGAUCGAUGCUCGCGACGUGGCCUCUAAUAAGCUGCGCUAUUUUCCUCGUUAAUGUCAUGUUUAAAACACCCUCCGGCUUUUAGUUUGUAUCCUCACUACGCAAAUGAUCAGAAAAGCUCCUCUGCAGAUGCGCUGUAAGGACUGCGGAUCUUCCCUGAGCGUUUGAUUUAAGAAGAAAAAAAAUCAUAUUGUGCGAUAUUCCAGGCGCUGGGUGAGACACUGCUACAAGGUGAUUUUGGGAAAGAUUCGAGCCAUCGGGAUUUUUCGUGUGGAUUCAUCCUUUGGAGAAUGAUGUGGGGUGGAAGAGGAGCAGCUUGGCUUUGGAUUUGGGCCUGUUUACUGGUGUCCAGCGUUCUGGCUGGGAAAAGUUCCAGUCAAAGCGCAGAUGAGCAGAAAGACAACACCACAGUUUUCACCAGGAUCCUGGACAGCCUCCUCGAUGGCUACGACAACCGCCUCAGGCCUGGGCUCGGAGAGCGUGUAACCGAAGUCAAGACUGACAUCUUCGUGACGAGUAUUGGGCCGGUCUCAGACCAUGACAUGGAGUACACCAUCGAUGUGUUCUUCAGGCAGAGCUGGAAGGACGAGAGGCUGAAGUUCAAAGGUCCCAUGGCAGUGCUCCGUCUCAACAAUCUCAUGGCCAGCAAAAUCUGGACGCCCGACACGUUUUUCCACAACGGAAAGAAGUCAGUCGCCCAUAACAUGACCAUGCCUAACAAACUUCUGCGGAUCAAAGAGGAAGGAACGCUGCUGUACACCAUGAGGCUUACAGUCAGAGCUGAAUGUCCAAUGCAUUUGGAGGACUUCCCAAUGGAUGCCCAUGCUUGCCCUCUCAAAUUCGGCAGCUAUGCCUACACGAGGGCUGAGGUGGUGUACGUUUGGACACGAGGGGCGGCUCAGUCUGUGGUCGUGGCUGACGAUGGCUCUAGGCUCAACCAGUAUGACUUGAUGGGACAGACGGUGGACUCAGGUGUGGUGCAGUCCAGCACAGGAGAGUAUGUUGUCAUGAAAACACAUUUCCACCUCAAGAGGAAGAUCGGUUACUUUGUCAUCCAGACAUAUUUGCCGUGCAUCAUGACCGUGAUCCUGUCCCAGGUGUCCUUCUGGCUCAACCGGGAAUCUGUCCCCGCCAGAACUGUGUUUGGAGUGACCACUGUCCUUACCAUGACCACCCUGAGUAUCAGCGCCAGAAACUCUCUGCCCAAGGUGGCCUACGCCACAGCCAUGGACUGGUUCAUCGCCGUCUGCUACGCCUUUGUCUUCUCGGCUCUCAUUGAGUUUGCCACUGUAAACUACUUCACCAAGAGGGGGUACGCCUGGGACGGGAAAAGUGUGGUGCCGGAAAAGCAAAAGAAGAAGAAGGAGUCAUUGCUGAAAAAGAACAACACCUACACCGCUGCGACGGCGACGACGUUUGCUCCGAACAUUGCCAGAGACCCUGGUUUGGCAACUAUUGCUAAAAGUGCCCCCCCUCCACCAACCGAGCCCAAGGAAGAGCCGAAACCCAAAGCCCCCGAGGCCAAGAAGACCUUCAACAGCGUGAGCAAGAUCGACAGGAUCGCCAGAAUAGCUUUCCCGCUGCUCUUCGGAACCUUUAACUUGGUGUAUUGGGCAACUUACUUAAAUAAAAAACCCAAAUUACAGGGCGCCGUGCAGCCACACUAAUUCUAUCGCCCCGGUUUUUCUCUCUUUUCUUUCUUAUGUUUCUAAACAAUGACAAAAAAUGUGAAGCGAAGCGAUUUGUUUCAAUGAUAGUCAAGCUCCCACUUUGUGUCGACAUAUUUAACAUUACUGUAUCUUCCUAUAUUAUAACGAGAGGGACUGUAUUAUGUACAAACCACUGCACUGGAAGAAAACUCAUACUAUAUAUACAAACAGACACAGUAUAUCAGACCUGAGAGAAUGCUAUUCUGCAAAUGCACAUAGAUUUAUAGUUUAAAACUCUUUCCUUAGAGAAUAGUUAACCCAAAAAAAAUGUCAUUAAAUACGCUCCCUUGUGUUGUUCCAAUCCUGUAUGCUCUUGCUGAACACAAAAGGUGACACUUUUUGCUCUUUCUGUUAUAAUGGCAGUUUUAGUGAAAAACAACAACACGCAGCGUAAAAUUAAACGUAGUCUUUGCAAAUCGCGCACUUUAUUCCAAGUCUUCUGAUGUGCUCCUCACCCCUUAGAAAUAUAUAUAUGUGUUGUAUGCAGUUUUUUUUUUAAUGUCGCUCUCAUUGUCUUUUUCUUUGUUUGUUUGUUUUUGGACAUAUGUGCUGAUGGUAUUAUUGUACGUGUAAACAUUCGAAAGAAUCUUCUACUUUUGUGUUUCAGAAGAAAAAACAGACAAAACAGGUUUUAAACAACAUGAGGGAGAAAAAUAAUAAUAAUAAAAAAACGGGGUGAACUGUUCUUUUAAGAUUCUUUUAACAUAAAAUAUGUUUUUGCAUUACAUUAGCAAUGUCCAUGGAAUACGUUUGCAUGGGUGAUGCAGAAAACCCAGUUUGAACCAGUCCUGUGUUCCUCUGUUUCUUCUCUUUAGCCUGUGUUCUGUUGUUUGACCUUAUAUUCGACUAGGAUUCCAUUAACAGCAAUAAAACAUGUCUCAGUGGGGAAAAAAACAAUCAUUAACUCAAGUGUAGAGAAAAGGUUCAUGUGUAUAUCAUAAAGCAUACUAUUUAUUUUGUUUUCAUGUAAAUAUUAUAAAAUCUUAGAGAUGUCAAUAUUAAUUUUGAGCUUUGCUAAAUGUAACUACAAGGUACAAACUCAGUGCUUGACAGAGAGAGAGAGAGAGUGCAUUGUGUUUUGGAUAUUCGGGUAUAUGAAUAUUGAUUUUAUUUUUAUUUAUGUUUUUUGUUUUCUAGAUCCUGGUUUUGAUUUACCUUUUAAUGAUUAUGCGUGUGCCGAUAUAAGUAAAAUCUAGUAUUUUAAGGAGGGACUAAAGUAGAUGCUUAGAAAGAAUGUAAACGUCUGUCUUGGUGUCGGAAUGCAAUUUUAUAUUUAGCAUUUAAAUACUCUUUAUUGAUUUUAGUAGUUGCUUUUUUAAAAGAGAAAUUGUGGCGGGUGCUUAUGUGAUAUAUAAAUGAUGGCACUAGGGUUACUCGCUAGCAUCACUUAAAGUGAACGAGUCCGAGCGGAUCAAGAGUAGUGCCUUGUAUAUAUUUGCAAGUUAAGAGCGUACUUUCUUAGAAGGUGCUCUCCUUGUUUCUUUGAAUUAGAUAUAGUCAACCUUUCUAAAACAUCAGUGAAGAACGUAUCAGCCACACUGCCUUCGUCUCACAGCCCAUAGUGAACAUAUAUUCCAUUCCAGACAUGUUUGUCUCUGCUCGUUAAUGAAAACUAAAAGAAGACAUGUCUAGCGAUUAGCCAUGUAUGUGAAUACACUGUUCUACAUAUAAAUAUGUCUUGUAGUGCUAUAACAAUGCCAGUUUUAUUUCUUUCUUUAUGUUUGUGGCAUGUCAGUCGCUCUUCUUGAAAAGAAACCAAACUUAUAAAGAGCACGCUCUCUACUUUUGGACUGAGAGUAAAAAAAAAAGAAAAGAAGUUCUCUUUAAUGAGGAACUUUGACAUUAUCAUACUUUACUUUGAUGUAGCAAUAUAGGUUAGUAAGGGCUUUUCUGUGACGGAAAGUGAUAAAAGGCACAACAUUCGGAUCAAAUUCAGUUGCUCUUCUUUGGUAUGUUUAUGAAUGCCUGAAAAAAGAAGCUCUUAUAAGUUGGCAUUACUCCUCUUCUUCUUGUUUUUUUUUUUUUUUUUUUGUCGAUUUGUUAUUUUUAUUUUAUUUAAUUUUUUUAAAUAAUGUGCACACACAAAAUUUGUAACUGAUGUUUUUUGGGGUACAGCACUCUCACAUUUUCUGUGAUGCAGAUAAAUGUUGUGUUAUCCCUCUUUAUUUUAUUCUCUGAUCUUCACAAAGAGCUUUUUGACAGAAUCUAGAGUUUGCUGAGUUUGUGCCAGAUUGAGCAAAGAUGGAAAGUUUAUUCUGGGAUAUGUGUGAAACAGUAUGGAAAUGCACAGUCGUUGGAGCCAGACGUUUGUGAAUGCGGUAAAAUUAUGAGUUCACUGAUGCUACACACACACACACACAUUCCAUGAUGAUACUUGUUCUAAAGAUGCAACAUUUUAUUUGUACCAACCUCUUGCAUUUUGCACAUUAUAGGCAUAUUUAAUAUUUAUGUAGUCAGCUUUGUGCUAUGCAAGGGUAGCUUUAAACCGUAUUAAUUAGCUUCACACCCUCCCCACUGUUGUUUCCAGUAUAUAUUGUAAAAAGUCAUUUACGAACUGUUCACCCUAUUUAGCUGUUUAUGACUCUUUGUCAUUCUGGAAGCAUGUAAAGACGGGUGUUUCAGAUCUAGUAUAAUCCAUUUUAAUGACAGGGUAAUGUGGCAAUAAAAAAAUAAAUAAAAAAAGAUAGUUUGAAAAGAACAUUUCAGUUAUAUGUAUUAUAUUAUUUACACAACGGAUAAUAGAUAUAUUUAGAUUGUUUUGUUGCAUCUAAUAAUAUAUAUUUUUGAUGACCUGUGCUAUGGAUUAAGAACUUGUAAUUUUACUUUAUUUGUCUUAUGGGAGAUUAUAGCAUUUCAUAUGCACACCAGAUUGUAAAAGUGGUAACAUUUUUGAUUUUGCUCUGUACUGAAGAAAUCCAACACUGCAUUUGUGCUUGGCAAAAGUUGAACAUGUGCAUAAACGGUCAGCAAUGUGCACACGUCCAGAGGCGAAGUAUGAUGUAUUCUGUACUGUACACUGGGAAAUCGUCUUUGUAAAAGUUUGCUUUCUUAAAUGUUAUGGCCCUGUAGAAUUUGAUUAUCUUCAUUAGUCAUUCAAUAAAAUAAAAAAGAAAUCGA